AUGGGUAUGUCCUGUAUGGCACAUUUACUGGUACAUCUCCAUGUUGAUUCUUUCUGCUCCUCCUCUACGGUUAUGGUUUUCUCUAUAGUUUUAAAAAUUGUUUGAUUAAUCCAAAUUUGUCGCUAUGGUUUCAAGACCAUUAAAGUACUUUGGAUCGCUCCUUCACCUUGUCAGUACUCCUUUACGCUCCUUCCGCCCUGCCUCAGUUAACUCGAAGAUACAUGUCUUCGACUUUCAUUCAUCAUCGCCCAGACAGAAUGAGGAAAAAAAGGAGUCAUUGCCUGCGAAUCAAUCUUCAUCAGUUCAAAGCAGUCCCUCCAAUGUAACAGCGGAAGAAUCUUCACCGAUGGAUGAAUUUUUUGAACCAAAAGAAAACUGGGCUAAGGGUGAUAUAACUGUCGGUCGGUCAUGGCGGAAAGAUGAUCUCCGUCUUAAGAGUAACACUGAUUUGCAUAAGUUGUGGUAUGUUCUACUAAAAGAACGCAACAUGCUACUUACUAUGGCUGACAUCUAUCAGUUUAAUAUUCUCCCAGGUCCAGAGCGGAUAUACAAGGUUGAGGAGAGUAUGAAGAAUCUUGAAGAUGUUGUUCGUGAGAGAAAUAGAGCAUACUUUGAGCUUGAAACGGGUGAGACUGGGGAAAGAAGGUGCAAAUAUGAGUUGACUCGAAUAGGUCUUUGGAGGCUGCACAAAAUGCAACAGCACACAAUACCAAAAAGAUUAAAUAAAAAAUGGCUUGAGAAGUAUCCUCAAUUCAUUGAAGAUGAGCAAGUUGAUCAGUUUCUUACACUUUAUAGAGAGAAACUUCUCAACAAAAAGAAGCGUGCCAAAGUUGGAGACAGGAAACAUGUUGAGGAGCUACUAAAGAGAUUUCCCAAUGUUGAUCGGAAAUUGUUGCAAGAAAAGUACCCUGAACUGGACAUAGAAAAGAUAAGUCAAACUCGGGCAGCUCACGGCCCUCAUCCCAGGUAAUCGUGAGCCCAUUCAUAUUUCAUAUUUCUGUCAAACUUGUAUAAUGUAUUUUCAAAUAAAUUGCUUUGGUGAAACUUA
Messenger RNA from Frankliniella occidentalis (western flower thrips), 1048 nucleotides. It is a transcript of the gene mRpL47, whose product is annotated as 39S ribosomal protein L47, mitochondrial. Gene Ontology annotation, molecular function: structural constituent of ribosome. Bases 125 to 970 code for a protein of 281 amino acids. Gene Ontology annotation, cellular component: mitochondrial large ribosomal subunit; mitochondrial ribosome. The transcript has 6 exons. Gene Ontology annotation, biological process: mitochondrial translation. The record is from RefSeq and is a predicted model, not a curated record. NCBI's taxonomy places the organism in Eukaryota, Metazoa, Arthropoda, Insecta, Thysanoptera, Thripidae.